AUUCAUCACAAGACAAGGACAGAGUGACAUCCAGAAAAGGAGGAAAAAAAGAAGACAAAAAUGCCGGAAAACAUUUAACAGAUUGGACUAUGGAUGAGUUUAGAUCUCUCUUAGACUCGUUGGAGUCAUCCAUUAAGCAGCCCUCCCCACAACACAACAGACUGCCAGAGUCAGUGUGGGAGGAGGUCAAGGUCGAAAAUCAUUCUCCUGAUGUUUGCAGAGCUGCCUGGACAAAAAUUUGCCAUGUGACAAAGACCCACAUGAGCCUGCAGCAGAUGAUUGAUGUAGCUUGGGACUUGAUGGAGAAAAACAAAAAUGUCAUCAAGAUACUGAUAGGAAACAAAGAUCCCAAUUUUCCAAAUGCCCCUUCUGUUCAUCGAGCCAACAGUUAUAACCUGUAUACCAAGCGCCGUUUGGAGGAAACGCCCAGGCCAACAUUCAAGGAGAUCGCAGAAGGGUGGAAGGUGCUAUCAGAGAGGGAGAAACAGGCGUUUGCUCUGGAGGCAGAGAAGGUAAGAUCAGGGCUGUCAGAAGGUAAAACAGAGAAGGUAAAAUCAGGGUGUAGUAAAACAGAGAAGCUGAACAAGGAGGCAGAGAGAAACUUGGAGAGGUUCCUGAAAACUCUGCCUCCAGAGAAAAAACAACAGUUUUUAUCUGCCAAGAGUGUUAAAUCAGCUAAAAAAGCCAUCUCUGAGUUUGAUGAUGCUCCAAAGAUACACCAAGCAAAUGGCUAUAAUAUUUUCACCAAGGCAAACAGAGACGAAGACCCGAAAAUAAGUUUUAAAGAAAUUGCGGAAAAGUGGAAACAGCUUUCAGAGGGAGAACGGAAAACAUAUACAGAGGAAGCUAAGAAGGUCAAUGAGCAGUCCAGACUGGAAUUCGAAACAUACAGACAAAAUCUGACACCAGAGAAGCAGGCCAGAUUCAACAAAGAGUUUGAGAAAAACAUCAAAAGAGUCAGUGAAAGUCAGAAGCCUAAGAUCCCUAAGCCCAAGCCACCCCCCAAACUUAAAGAGAGGGAAUUAAAGAAGGCUGAGAUUCAGUACAUGAAGGAGGAAAAGGCCGAGGCAGUGAGAGAGAACCCAGACACUGAUGAGGACGAUAUCAUGUUAAGAUUGUCUGAGGCAUUCUGCUCCCUACCGUAUAAAGAACAGGCAGAGUAUCUCAGAAAAUAUGAGGCGGAAGCCAAUGAGCAGAAGAAAAUUACUGAGUUUUACAAGAGUAAGCACAUUGACUCUCCAAACCCACCCAAGGAAAAGAAGCCUCAUUCCUCAGGGAAAGCACUCAAGUCAGAUGACUUAUCGUUGAAGAAGAUCGUCAGAGAGGAGAGUGAUUCGAGUUCUAGUUCUGACGACUCCUCAGAGGAGGAAGAAGUCACCGCGAAAAAACUAUCACAGACAUCACCGAAAAAAUCAACUCCAGCCAAAAAAUCCUUACUGAUGUCACCUAGUGUUAAGAUGAAUCGGAGGAAAUCGGAGAGCAGCAGUUCUGAGUCAGACUCCGAGUCUUCAGAUGAGGAUGACAAAGACAAGAAGAAGAGGGAGAUGUCACCAGUCCUCCCUGUUAUUAAGCAGAGUCCACGACAACCAAGCAGCCCAGCAAAUAGACAACCCAGCAGCCCAAGGAAGAGGAAACCUUCUUCUUCUUCCUCUUCCUCCUCUUCUUCUUCUUCCAGUGAGGAGGAUGAAGGAAAUAAAACUGUUGUCAAGGUGAAGAGUCCACAAAAGCCCAGCACCCCCAGGAAGAGGAAACACUCUUCCUCCUCUUCUUCUUCUUCCAGUGAGGAGGAUGAGGGAAAUAAAACUGUUGUCAAGAAAAGUCCGAAGAAGACCGUAUCACCUCGAAAGAAAAUGUUCUCCUCCUCUGUCUCUGAGGACGAAACUGAUGACACCUCAGAGAACGACAAAAAGGAUAAACAGGGCUCCCUGAAGUCUCCUUUUCCUCAGAAGAUGAAAACAACAAGCAGCCUUAAGGCUCUCAAAAAGAAGAAGUCCAAGUCAAACUCUGGGAAGGGAAUCCCGCAAACCUUAUAGAAUCAUAUGACACUGA
Saccostrea cuccullata (small rock oyster) is the source of this 2049-nucleotide messenger RNA. Its product is annotated as nucleolar and coiled-body phosphoprotein 1-like. The annotation marks the transcript as partial. NCBI's taxonomy places the organism in Eukaryota, Metazoa, Mollusca, Bivalvia, Ostreida, Ostreidae. The transcript has 21 exons. The record is from RefSeq and is a predicted model, not a curated record.